GCUGGCCAACUAAAGGUCAGAGUCAGACAACAGUUACGUUGGCUUUUCCCAAGAUCACACAGCGUCUGUCGUUAGUUCGGACUGAGGGACAGUAUCAGAAGAUCCUCGGACAUACUAGAAAAAUCUACUAUUGCCGUUACUGUUGUUAAAACAUGAUGAAUAGUUUUCACCUAAUCAUGAUGGGGGCCGCCAUCUUGUCCCAGCAUGCCCAAUCUGCCGACAUCCUGGUUGCCACGGUUACUUACGCGAGCCCAUGGUUGGACGUGGCGAAGAUUGCCGAAGUCCUGGCUUCCCGAGGACACGUCGUCACCGUGUUGGCCCAUGCUAGUCAAAAGAGCGACCUCAUGCGGAAAUGGCCUACCUUGCGAUACGAAACAUAUGGAGAUCCAGGAAAACCACCGUCGGUCAAGGAAUUUAUGAAGAGUGUGCCUCAAAAGUUGGCAUUUUCUUCAUCUGGAUUCUUAGGCCUCAUAAACUUUGCCCAGACUUUGAGUAAUGCUCUGCUUGAACUUACUGAAGAGACAUUGAGCGACACCCAGCUACUGAGAAAACUGAAGAACAGUCACUAUGACGUUGUCCUGACGUACGCUGGUCCCUCCUGUGGACCUCUCCUGGCGCAGUACCUGGACCUGCCGCUAGUCGGCACGUCAAGAUCAAUGCCUACGGGGCAAGACCUCCGAGCCACCGGAUGCCCCAAUCCUCUGGCUUACGUCCCAACAGUGUCGUCAGGACUGUCUGAUAGGAUGACAUUCCUGCAGAGAGUCAAGAACGUCUUGGUGUACUUCAUAUUUACUACCGCGCCAAUGUUCUUCGAAACACGUGUUGACGAGAUUGCAAAAAGGACUCUUGGUGAAAACUUCACCAACUCUGCUGCAAUUGCAAGAACUGACGUGUGGCUCUACCAAUCAGAUCUCAUGUUCGACUUCCCGAAACCCAUGAUGCCAAAUAUGGUCAGCAUAGCGGGUCACAUGGCUGAGGACGUCAAGCCUCUCAGUGAGGAUCUGGAGAAGUUUGUGCAGAGUUCUGGAGAUGACGGUGUUGUGUUGGUAACGUUCGGCUCCAUGGUGGCGACCAUGCCUGCAGAGAUAGCCGACAUGCUGGCCGCUGCUUUUGCCCGUUUGCCACAGAAGGUCGUGUGGCGCUACGCCGGAACACCUCCGCCAAGUCUGGGGACCAACACCAGGACCAUGGAGUGGGUGCCGCAAAACGAUCUACUAGCUCAUCCAAACACGAAGGCGUUUGUUUCACACUGUGGUUACAACGGAGUGGCAGAGGCCAUGUACCACGGGGUGCCGCUAGUCGGGAUGCCUCUGUUCGCCGAGCAGUUUGACAACAUUGCCCGGGUGAUGGCCCGCGGGAUGGCGGUGUCACUGGACAUCCACACCGUGACUUCAGAGGAGGUUUACCAGACCAUCACUACCGUUAUUUCCGACCCUAGGUACAAGGAGAAAGCCAACAAGGUCUCGUCACAUCUUCGUGACCAACCACAGUCGCCGAUGGAGCGGGCAGUCUGGUGGAUAGAACACGUCAUCAAACAUGGCGGCCUCCCGCAUCUCAGGUCGAGGGCAGCCGAACUUCCCUUCUACCAGUACUACCUGCUGGACGUCAUUGCUCUGAUUGUAGCAGUUCUAUCUGCCGUGCUGUUGUCUUGUUGGAAGUGUUGUUCUUUCGCUUGUAGCAUGUGCAAGCGGAGUAACACAAACAAAAAGCUGAAAAGUCAGUGACCGUUUUCUACAGUGCAGCUAAAACAGUACUGUACGUUUUUUAAGGUCAUUACGUUUUGAAUGACUUCCAUUCUGGCUAGGGAAGGAACUAGUUUGUUUCCUGAUGAUGUUAAAAAAUAGUAUUCAGUGAUUUAUAAGCGGUGACAGCCAUCCUCGUCGCUGUUUUCUAAAUUUACAGACUCCCAUGUAACCAUUUUUAACCAGUACUACCUGCUGGAUGUCAUUGCUCUGAUUGUGACAGUUCUCUCUGCCGUGUUGUUGUCUUGUUGGAAGUGCUGUUCGUUCGCUUGUGGCAUGUGCAAGCGGGAUAACACAAACAAAAUACUGAAAAGACAGUGACCGUUUUCUAUAGCUAAAACAGUGACCUAGAGCACGUUUCCAAGGUAAUUGCGUUUUGAGUGACUCAACUUCUUCCUCUUCGUUUCCUGACGAUGUUAAAAACGCAAAGAAAAAGUAUUUAGUCAUUAAUAAUCGGCAACAGCCGUCCUCGUCGCUUUAUUCUAAAGUUACAUACUCUUAUGUAACCAUUUUUAUUUUACCAGUACCUGUUGAAUGCUAUUGCUCUGAUUUUGGCAGUUCUAUCUGCCGUGUUGUUGUCUUGUUGGAAGUGUUGUUCGUUCGCUUGUAGCAUGUGCAAGCGGAGUAACACAAACAAAAAACUGAAAAGUCAGUGACCGUUCUCAAUAGCUAAAACAAUAACCUUCAGCACGUUUUUAAGGUCAUAAUGCGUUUUGAGUGACUUUUCUGCUGGCUAAGGAGUGAAUUAAUUUGUUCCCUGACGAUGUUCAAAACGCAAAGAAAAUAGUAUUUAGUGAUGCGUUUUGAGUGACUUUUUUGCUGGCUAAGGAAUAAAUUAGUUUGUGUGAAUAAGGUCACGUGUUUGCAAACCGUAACUCUCGCGAGAUCACGUUGUGAAGUGGUUGGUCAUUGAUUAUCCUGAUGAAGGCGACAGUGGUCGCUGAAAAUUUGAUCCCUGUAAAUUGUGUGUUGGAAUAAAGUUUAACGUUUUACUAUGAUUACUACCACAGAUGAACUUUCAUGAUAAUAAAUUAGUUUGUUUCCUGACGAUGUUCAAAACGCAAUGAAAAUAGUAUUCUUAGAUUAAUAAACUGUAACAGACAUAUCCGUCGCCUUGUUCUUUAUUAACAGACUCCCAUGUAACCAUCUUUAUUCUACCAUAACUACCGUUUGGGUGCCGUCAUUACUAUGACUGUUGCAGUUCUAUCUGCUGUGGUUUAAAAUACAUGUUGGACUAUACAUCUGUAGUGUAACUUUUUUAGAUGCCAAA
Molecule: messenger RNA, 3012 nt
Organism: Branchiostoma belcheri (Belcher's lancelet)
Lineage: Eukaryota; Metazoa; Chordata; Leptocardii; Amphioxiformes; Branchiostomatidae
Product: UDP-glucuronosyltransferase 2B4-like
Exons: 8
Coding region: 153-1724 (523 amino acids)
Molecular function (GO): UDP-glycosyltransferase activity
Source: RefSeq, a predicted model, not a curated record